Cladocopium goreaui is the source of this 252-nucleotide messenger RNA. NCBI's taxonomy places the organism in Eukaryota, Dinophyceae, Suessiales, Symbiodiniaceae. The record is from the annotation of a GenBank genome assembly.
AUGGGCCAGGAUGCGGUGGACCAAGUGACGGUUGAUGUGCGAGAUGCUCCAGCAGCAGAGGCCCCAAGCCGCAAUCACAUGGACAAGGAUGCGGUCGACCAAGUGACGGUUGAUGUGCGAGAUGCUCCAGCAGCAGAGGCCCCAAACUGCAGUCACAUGGACGAGGAUGCGGUGGAGCAAGUGACAGUUGAUGUGCGAGAUGCUCCCGCAGCAGAGGCCAAGCCCCUACAACAGAGCACCGGGGUCAUGUAA